Messenger RNA from Microsporum canis CBS 113480, 939 nucleotides. Its product is annotated as protein kinase domain-containing protein. The record is from RefSeq and is a predicted model, not a curated record. Bases 1 to 939 code for a protein of 312 amino acids. The transcript is spliced from 4 exons. NCBI's taxonomy places the organism in Eukaryota, Fungi, Ascomycota, Eurotiomycetes, Onygenales, Arthrodermataceae. Gene Ontology annotation, biological process: regulation of mRNA processing; protein phosphorylation; spliceosomal complex assembly. Gene Ontology annotation, molecular function: ATP binding; protein kinase activity.
AUGCCUUCAUUUCUCUCGUCCAUGUCCCGGCUUGGACGGCGGAGAUGGGAGCCACUCAAGUUCUCUAACCACAAUUUUGUCCGGAUACCCACAAAUCAGAAAAUCGAAGAAGAGACCAUCCCCAAUUAUAUUGCUUCUCGAUAUUACCCUACUCGAAUAGGAGAAAUUUUCGAAGAUCGGUAUCAAGUUGUAGGGAAACUAGGGUUUGGAGCUACCUCUACAGUGUGGCUUGCGCGGGACAUGGAGUGGGGCCCUAUAUACCGUCGUUACGUUACCCUCAAAAUCUUCAUUAAGUCUACGUCUAUGGGACAACAAGUGGAUGACGAGCUUAAAAUGUACAAACGCAUGGAGAGAGCUUCGAAAUAUCACCCAGGUCGCAAUGCCGUCAGGUCAUUGCUUGAUUCGUUUAAUAUCGAUGGACCGGAAGAGAAACAUCGAUGCCUCGUCCAUCCUCCAUUAUGGGAGAAUGUAUUGACCUUCUUGCAUCGCAAUCCUAUACGGAGAUUACCUUCUCCAAUCCUGGCUGUUGUACUUCACCGACUAUUUUUAGGACUAGACUACCUACACACAGAAUGCCAGAUCAUACACACUGACAUUAAGGCGAACAAUAUCAUGUUUAACAUCGCCGAUGAUUCGGUUUUUAGUGACUUUGAAGAGAGGGAGCUUCAAACACCAUCUCCAAGAAAAGAGGUAGAUGGCAACACCAUCUAUGUGUCCCGAGAACUUAGGAUGCCUAAGGAGAUGGGGCCGCCAGUCCUGUGCGACUUUGGCUCAGCCAUGCCUGGUGACAUUGAACACUCUGAAGAUAUUCAGCCUAAUAUUUACCGCGCACCAGAGGUGAUUCUUGAAGCCCCGUGGACGUACAGUGUCGAUAUAUGGAAUGUGGGAUGCAUGGCCAUGACAACGAGUUCCAGACAUACCGAAGCCGGGCCCAUCUAG